Messenger RNA from Phyllostomus hastatus (greater spear-nosed bat), 5310 nucleotides. It is a transcript of the gene PDE5A, whose product is annotated as phosphodiesterase 5A. NCBI's taxonomy places the organism in Eukaryota, Metazoa, Chordata, Mammalia, Chiroptera, Phyllostomidae. Bases 690 to 3197 code for a protein of 835 amino acids. The transcript is spliced from 22 exons. Gene Ontology annotation, molecular function: protein binding; 3',5'-cyclic-GMP phosphodiesterase activity. The record is from RefSeq and is a predicted model, not a curated record. Gene Ontology annotation, biological process: signal transduction.
CAGUCCCCCGCGUCCCGCCCGCCUCUUUUGACUCGCUCCUGCGCCUGAGGCGGCGCCGCGGACCGGGAUCCGGGAGGGGUGGCGGCGUGGCGUGCAGCGGACCCCGGGGCUGGCGGGUCCCGAGCGGCCGAAGCGACCCCAGGGCCAGCUCUGCCUGGUCCGGAGCCAAGGCCGGCGGCCGCGGUGGAGGGCGGGGGCGAACUCUCCUCUGGGAGGCGGCCGCGGGCCUUGGGGCGCGCGUGGGAAACACUAGCGGAGGCUGGGGAGGAACAGAGGCUGGAGCCCAGGGACCCGGAGGGGAGCGGCGAGUGCGUGGCGCGCGGGUCCCCGAAGCCUGCGCGCUCAGUGCCGAGCCGGACGCCAACAGGGCUCCCGCGCGCGCUCGGGCCGACUUCCAGACGCCCCUUCGGGAAGGGUCGGAGCCAGCCCUGGACGCCGGGCCGGGGGCGAUGGUGGGGGAGCUGGCCGGGGCUCCGUGCCGGGCUCCCACCCGCCGGCGCGCAGCCGCCGCUGUGCCGGGCGCUCCCCGCCAGGGGGCGGCGCGGCGCGGGGCGAGCGGGCGGCGGGGUCGCUAGGGGAGCCGGCUCCAGGCACCCGCCGCACCUGGGCGCGGCGUCGCCCCCCGCGCCUGCUGGAGUUCGGGGUCCACCGGGGCCGCACGGCCCGCACCUCGCCUCCCCACGUCUGCUAUGCUGCCCUUUGGAGACAGAACGAGAGAGAUGGUCAACGCCUGGUUCGCGGAGCGCGUGCACACCAUCCCUGCCUGCAAGGAGGACGCCCGAGGCCGCUCUGAGUCCUGCCCGUGCCCCACGCAGCCCUCGGGCGCCCGCCCGGACGGCAGCGCCCCGGCCGCACCGGCCAGGAAAAUCUCCGCCUCCGAGUUCGACCGGCCCCUGCGGCCCAUCGUGGUCAAGGACUCCGAGGGGACUGUGCGCUUCCUCCCGGACUCGGACCAGAAGGAGCAGAUGCCGCUGACCGCCCCGCGGCUCGACAAGGACGACGACGGGGACCAGUGCUCGAGGCUCCUGGAGCUGGUGAAGGACAUCUCCAGCCACCUGGAUGUCACCGCCCUGUGCCACAAGAUCUUCCUGCACAUCCACCAGCUCAUCUCCGCCGACCGCUACUCCCUGUUCCUGGUCUGCGAGGACAGCUCCAACGACAAGUUCCUGGUCAGCCGCCUCUUCGACGUGGCCGAAGGCUCCACCCUGGAGCAGGCGUCCAGCAGCUGCAUCCGCCUGCAGUGGAACACGGGCAUCGUGGGCCACGUGGCGGCGCGCGGGGAGCCCCUGAACAUCAAGGACGCCUAUGAGGACCCUCGAUUCAAUGCAGAAGUGGACCGCAUUACCGGCUACAGGACACAGAGUGUCCUCUGCAUGCCAAUUAAGAACCACAGGGAAGAGGUUGUCGGCGUGGCCCAGGCCAUCAACAAGAAGUCGGGAAAUGGCGGGACCUUCACGGAAAAGGACGAGAAGGACUUCGCUGCCUACCUGGCCUUCUGUGGGAUCGUGCUGCACAACGCCCAGCUCUACGAGACGUCACUGCUGGAGAACAAGAGAAACCAGGUGCUGCUCGACCUCGCCAGCCUGAUCUUCGAGGAGCAGCAGUCGCUGGAGGUGAUCCUGAAGAAGAUCGCCGCCACCAUCAUCUCCUUCAUGCAGGUGCAGAAGUGCACCAUCUUCAUAGUGGACGAAGACUGCCCCGACUCCUUCUCCAGCGUGUUCCACAUGGAGUGCGAGGAGCUGGAGCGGUGCCCCGCCGCGGGAGCCAGGGAGCGGGCCGCGGGCCGGACGAACUACAUGUACGCCCGCUACGUGCAGAGCACCAUGGAGGUCCUCAACGUCGCCGACGUCGCCCAGGACAGGCGCUUCCCCUGGACGAACGAAAACGCAGGGGACAUCAGCCAGCAGGGCAUCAGAAGUCUGCUUUGUACGCCCAUAAAAAACGGAAAGAAGAACAAAGUGAUAGGCGUGUGCCAACUGGCCAACAAGAUGGAGGAGGGCACGGGCCAGGUCAAGCCUUUCAACCGCAACGACGAGCAGUUCCUGGAGGCGUUCGUGAUCUUCUGCGGCCUGGGCAUCCGGAACACGCAGAUGUACGAGGCCGUGGAGAGGGCCAUGGCCAAGCAGAUGGUCACGCUGGAGGUCCUGUCCUACCACGCCUCGGCGGCCGAGGAGGAGACCCGGGAGCUGCAGUCCCUGGCGGCCGCCGUGGUGCCCUCCGCCCGGACCCUGAGGAUCACCGACUUCGGCUUCAGCGACUUCGAGCUGUCCGACCUGGAGACGGCGCUGUGCACCAUCCGCAUGUUCACCGACCUCGGCCUGGUGCAGAGCUUCCAGAUGAAGCACGAGGUCCUCUGCAGGUGGAUUCUAAGCGUCAAGAAGAACUACCGGAAGAAUGUCGCCUACCACAACUGGAGACACGCCUUCAACACGGCGCAGUGCAUGUUCGCCGCCCUGACGGCGGGCAGAAUCCAGAGCAAGCUGUCGGACCUGGAGGUGCUCGCCCUGCUGAUCGCCGCGCUCAGCCACGACCUGGACCACCGCGGCGUGAACAACGCCUACAUCCAGCGGAGCGAGCACCCGCUGGCCCAGCUGUACUGCCACUCGACCCUGGAGCACCACCACUUCGACCAGUGCCUGAUGGUCCUCAACAGCCCGGGCAACCAGAUCCUCAGCGGCCUGUCCAUCGAGGAGUACAAGACCGCGCUGAGAAUAAUCAAGCAGGCGAUCUUAGCCACGGACCUGGCGCUCUACAUCAAGCGGCGAGGAGAGUUUUUUGAACUUAUAAGAAAAAACCAGUUCAGUUUCGAAGACCCUCACCAAAAGGAGCUGUUUUUGGCGAUGCUGAUGACCGCCUGCGACCUCUCCGCCAUCACGAAGCCCUGGCCCAUCCAGCAGCGGAUAGCCGAGCUGGUGGCGGCCGAGUUCUUCGACCAAGGGGACAAGGAGAGGAGGGAGCUCCACAUCGAGCCUGACGACCUCAUGAACAGGGAGAAGAAGAACAAGAUCCCGAGCAUGCAAGUGGGCUUCAUCGACGCCAUCUGCCUGCAGCUGUACGAGGCCCUGACCCACGUGUCCCAGGACUGCUUCCCGCUGCUGGACGGCUGCAGGAAGAACCGGCAGAAGUGGCAGGCCCUGGCCGAGCAGCAGGAGAAGAACCGGGGGAACGGGGCCGGCGGCCGGGCCCCGCAGAGUUGACGCCCGCGGGCCGCGCGCCCUGCCCCGCCGGACGCUGCACGGCUGGGUAAAAAAAAAAAAAAAAGGCAGAACCACGUGUGUGGCCCUCACUGUGCGGUGAGCGCGGCCAGCCCCGGAAGUCACCGCCCGCGAAGGCUGCGUGGGAUUGUCACAGGCUCCGGUUUCCGGGGACGUCCUUGUUUCUGCUGCCUGUCACACAGAUGCGAUCUGUCAGGGCGCCUCCCGGUGGCACCGAGUGCCAGCUGCCGGCUGUCACUGGGAUUGCCAGGUGUGCGCACCUGCCGCGCUCCUGGGCCCCCUGGGAACAGAACACUGCGCGGGAGGAGCGGCAGCCGCUAAGCACUGCCCACGCGCCCUGCACGGAGACUCGCGCCGAGGCUGUGGGCAUCCGCUUCCGCGGCUGUUCCGACCUCCCCAGCACACGUCACUGCGGCUCCACACCACAGAGUGGACUCUGCCCUGGGAAUUCCUGCGUGUGUCUUGUUCACAAGCACAAAGAAACACUCAGAUGAGAGGGACAUCGUGUGGCUUGCCCUUAGGUUGCGGUUGACUUUUCUUCACUAGUUUAGAGAUGAGAAGCCAGGCGAGGCCACGCCUGGGCGUUUUAGCUCGUGCAGAAGGAGAGGAGUCCUUUAGGGCGGGUCAGCUGGUUCCCAUGAUGCUGACUUUUAGGAAAAUCGUUCCAGUACACGGAUUAUUAAUGUCUGGUGUGUGGGCACACAUCGGAGUUUCUGCUCUCACAUGGAUAUUUUCUGUCCAGUGUCUUUGUGAGUUGGAAACACACACACACACACACACACGGCAGGCCACAGUAGGCUGCAGCCAUCUGCACAGAAAACAAGGGUGACAAGUGACAGCGUAAGACUGAGCUCCGCCCCAGGCACUCGGCCCCGCGGGGCUGCCCGGGCCUCCCCCUCUGAAUGCCCCUCUCUGCCUAGGCCUGUGCCUCUGUUGUCCCAGUAGUCCGUUCUCGUUUUAACUGAGAAAUGCGAUGCCGUGUCCCUUCGAGUUGGAGCCCCCAUGGCCCCCACUCCUCACUGAGCUCCCCGUGGAGCCACCCGGCCCUCUGCUCUUCCGAGCGCCGCCGCGGCCCCCCGGGUCCUGUGUGGGCGGGCGCGGGUCACAGGCUCUGGGCGUCGGGACCAGCCCGAGGAGUCAGGUGUGGGUGAAGUUGCUGUGUUCACGGAGGGCGUCCCAGAAGGCCGCCCCUCCGUCAGCCCUGGCGGGCCCUGGACCCCGCCGUCAGGACGGGACCUCAGCCCACGUGUCACCUCUCACACGGAGUGUCCGGGGCUGAGAAAGCAGAGCCAGCACCUUCGCGCGGCCUCUCCCGCACCCACGCCGCCGUGAGUGCGGGAGGCAGAGGCCCGUGGGCCAUGGCCCCGGAGAAAAGCCCUGCAGACCACAAGCUCCCUGCGGCGAGCCCCCCGCUCUGAAGACGGCCCUUCCUUCGCCGUGACGGCCGCAGGAGGGGCAGGAAAGGGGACCGGAACGCGGGGCUCCGGGGGAAGCUGGCGCGGGCAGACCCCUGCCUCACAGCGGGCACCUCUGGGUCCAGCACAGAGCGUGGACUGCAGGCCACCCCAGGCUGACCGAGGGUUUCCCCGUGUCUCUCCCCGACUGUCGUCCCCUGGCCCGGUACGGCCGUCAUGAGCAGCGCUGCUUUGCUUUCACAGAAUCAGUUUCCCAUGGGGGGGGGGAGGACUGUGCUCGCCACGCUGUCCUGUGACGGCUGCAGGCCAGCAGGGCGCUGGACUCAGUGCUCUCUGGACGCCCGCCGGUCCACUUCCAGGGGUGCCCCCUGGUGCGGGGCGGCCGGCUCAGCUGCAGAGAUGGGCGCCGCCCUGGGCGCACAGUCUCUGCCCGCGGCCCCGCACCGGGCCGGCCGCCUUGCCGUGGAAGCCGAGGGAACGAUACGUCACUCUGCUUUCGUCGGUGGCGGUUUCCCAGGGACCCCUGUCCCUGGAACUCAGUGAGACUCCGGUAGUGACCACCCUGUCCCCUCGCCAGUGGAGCGCGCAGAGCCUGCGGACACCCGCGGUGGGGAGUCACCUGUGGCACGGUCUCGGGGCCCGAGGACGGGGGGGUUGAAUCUCACUCCGCCCACCCAUGU